UGGUUUUAUAUAAUAUCAUUUUUGCAGUUUAAUGUUUUAAAUUACAGGAAAGAUAUUCCAAUUCAUAUUUUGGACAACGAAAGUUACGAAAAAGAUUCGGUGUUCUACGUAGAAAUUGGUGAACCAAAAUUAGAAGAAGACUUGAUUAAAGAGGAAACCGGCCAAAUAAACAACGAACCAUCAUCUCCUAAUGGCGAAGCAUCAGAAGCAGAUAAGCUAGCAAUGUUAGGAAAACCCAGAUUGGGAGAAUAUUACAGAUGUCAAAUAAGGAUUAAAGAGAGCCGCGAGUUUAAGAAUACUGUCGAUAAACUUUUCGAAAAAGCAAACGUCUCAUUGAUGAUAGGUACAUCGUCGUGGAGGGAACAGUUCUUAGGCGUUAUAACUGUUAAUACAGGUGAUGAAGAUGAUGAAGAAGAAGAUGACGGAACUGAAAAGAUGCCUUCUUGUUCAGACUAUGUGAUACACUUCUUUACUAUCUUCUGGAAAGUGUUGUUUGCCUUUAUCCCACCUACCGGU
Molecule: messenger RNA, 516 nt
Organism: Centruroides sculpturatus (bark scorpion)
Lineage: Eukaryota; Metazoa; Arthropoda; Arachnida; Scorpiones; Buthidae
Product: sodium/calcium exchanger 2-like
Exons: 4
Biological process (GO): calcium ion import across plasma membrane; sodium ion transmembrane transport
Cellular component (GO): axon; postsynapse; sarcolemma
Molecular function (GO): calcium:sodium antiporter activity
Source: RefSeq, a predicted model, not a curated record